UGACUUCCGGCGGAAGCAGAAACGGAUUCCGAGGUUUGGCAGACGGCAGGAGAGGAGUGAGCGCCUGUGGCUCUACCAAGUUUGUUGAUCUGAGAAGGCCCACUUCUUGUUCGAGGGAUGAUGGCAUUUGAGCAGAUACCAAAAAAGGAUUGGUACAGCAUUCUGGAGGCAGACCCAUCUGCAAGUGUGUCAGACCUGAAGCAAAAGUAUCAAAAACUCAUAUUAAUGUAUCAUCCAGACAAACAAAGUGCAGAUGUACCAGCAGGAACGGUGGAGGAAUGUAUACAGAAGUUCAUCGAAGUUGAUCAGGCAUGGAAGAUUCUAGGGAAUGAAGAGACAAAACAAGAGUAUGACCUGCAGCGGCAUGAAGAUAAUCUAAGAAAUAUGGGACCAGUAGAUGCUCGAGUAUAUCUUGAAGAAAUGUCUUGGAAUGAAGAUGAUGAUUCUUUUUCUCUGAGUUGUCGAUGUGGUGGAAAAUACAGUGUUUCCAAGGAGGAAGCAGAAGAAGUGACGCUGAUUUCUUGUGAUACAUGUUCACUAGCUAUAGAACUCCUUCAUUAUCGCUGAGAUUGUUCACUAAGUGAAAUUCUUUAGUGUAUUCAGACACAUGGAGGAAAAAAUCUACUCCACCUUUGUCCAUUCAAGCAAAUGUAUAAAGCUGAUUUUUUAAAAAAGGAUUCUUUUUUGUCAGCUCUAUUAUUUGCAGAGAAAAUAUAAGACUCUCGAAGUCCACCUAGAUUAAUAGAAAAUUAAUUUCAUUAUUCAUAUGUAUUUACAUUUUAUAUUUACAGAUCGCUAAGAAAGGGGGCUUGAAUUAAAAAUUAUAUUUAGUGAAUUCGCAUCUGAGAAGUUUAUUAUUGGUGCCUUUCCUCCUUGGUACAAAAGAUAAGAAUUUUCCUUUCUUCAUAUAAGUGUGUCUCAUCUUUUAAUGGGUCACAGUAUCAUCAUAUUCCUUUAUAGUUGCUAAGUUUCUGAAGUAACAUAUUUCUAGCUGCUAAAGUUAUAGGCCUUUUGUACAACUAUUUCAAAUCUCAGGUCAUUAGAAUUAAGUUAGAAUCUUCGUGAAUAACAUGUGAGCAUAGCUCUCCCAUGAUGAAGGCUGGAUAUGGAUAUUCAUGAGUUAUUUCAAAGUUAAUAAAGUGAAAUGGCAACCGGAGAAAGAAGGAGAGCCUUGGAGUCAGUAAACCGUGGCCGCUGCGUUGCUGGUAUGAUGAAAUGGACUUUUUAAUGUGUUAUUAUUGAUUAUCAUAAAGCUUUUAUUUUUCUAUAUAUUUAAUACUCUAUGGACCGUAUGAGUCAGAACUCAUUUAAAAAAUUUUAAGGAAUCCUUUAUGGGGUCACUGAAACAUUCUUCCUUAAUUUCAAAUGAGUAAGCCAAGCAUGUGACUUAGCAGCUUUUUAAUUAGGUCAAACUCUUGUUUUAUUGUUGGUUUGGACUUCUAAGUCUAGUUAGUACUCUGCCUUGUAAAUGUAGCUAAAAUAUGAGGCAUAUUCAAGAGGAGUAAAUUACCUCCCUUAUACCUAUACAACCAAAAAUUUGAAAGUGAGGUUGUUCCAGGUUUUCCCUAAAAAUAUUUCAUAUCAAAAUUUAGAUGACUUAUUUUGGAUUACAUUUUUAUCCAUAUAUUUUGAACAAAUAUAGCUUGCAGAGUGUGUGUUGCUUAUUCUUUACAUUUAACAAUUAAAAAUAACUAAAACUGAAUAGCAUAUAGUUUACUAGUAAGUACAUGGUUUCAGUGACACUAAUAAAUUCACUUUAACAGAAGAUAAUAAUCAAAUGAAAAGAAUAAAUGCUUGCUAAUCAUCAGAAAAUCUGUGGCCAUUAGGGCUGUCACGUAGAAAUCCAAAAUCAUUCAGAGGCCAAAUCUGUAAAAUCAAAGUGUGAUUGAAGACAAUUAGUAAAGUGAUAUUAUAGCAU
Messenger RNA from Kogia breviceps (pygmy sperm whale), 1918 nucleotides. RefSeq names its product DnaJ heat shock protein family (Hsp40) member C24 (gene DNAJC24). Gene Ontology annotation, molecular function: ferrous iron binding; ATPase activator activity. The record is from RefSeq and is a predicted model, not a curated record. Gene Ontology annotation, biological process: positive regulation of ATP-dependent activity. Lineage: Eukaryota; Metazoa; Chordata; Mammalia; Artiodactyla; Physeteridae.